AUGGAUUAUAGUUACAGGAGUGGACUCUUUUGUGUAUCAUCUUACCAGAUUUAUCAUAUCUCUAUGUCAAUAGCCACACAGUUGAAUUGCCCUCUGGAAGACAUUGUGCAGCCUGAUUUUUAUGUUGAGGAAAAUGUUAGUGUUUAUAACUAUUUUUUAUCCUUUUUCCACAGAGAGGAGGAAAGAAAACAGAGGUUCCACCUUCUAGCUUUAGAUGCUUAUUCACGACACAAGAAGCUGAUAAAUGAUUAUUUACUGUGCUAUAAAGGAUCGACAUCAAGAUUAAAAAGGGAUACGAGUCAAGAUAAAACGGAUCAGGAUGUUAUUAGAGAAAAUCACAAGUUCUUGUGGUCAUCAGAUGAUAAAGUUGAUUCUUGGGAGAAACAACUUGCUAAACGCUACUAUGAUAAACUAUUUAAGGAGUAUACUAUUUGUGACUUGAGUAAAUAUAAAGAAAACAAGAUAGCUUUGCGCUGGAGAACAGAACAAGAAGUCAUUGUUGGAAAAGGCCAGUUCACCUGUGGUAAUAAGCAAUGUCAGAAAGCAGAAACCCUUCGAAGUUGGGAAGUCAACUUUAGAUAUGUGGAGCAAGGUGAACAGAAGAAUGCAUUGGUGAAAUUACGGCUUUGUCCAAAAUGUUCAUACAAACUGAACUACCACCAUCAGCAGAAGGAAGUUGGUAGAAAGAAAAAUAAAAGAAGUAACAUUAGCACAGAUGACAAAAAUAAGAAGCAAUGUUUAGAAAUGGAAGCUAAGCAAGUAGAAGAAGAUGAAAGAAAUAAAACUUUUUCAAUAAACACAGGAAUUAACCAAGCUGCUGGUACUAGUAAUGAAGUCUCAGAUAUCUGGAAAACACCUAUGAAUGCUGAGAAAGAAAAAUCUAAGGAAGAUGAGUUUGAAGAAUAUCUGGCAGAUAUGUUGCUCUGAGAAGUUGGGGCAGUUUUUGUUGAAGCAACACAAACAUUAUUCAUUAUAAGGUUGCUUAUGUCAGUAAAUGUGCUGUGAAUACAGCUGGCUGAGUGAUUGGACAAGCAUAACUAAUUAUAGCCGUGUAAUAAAUAUGUUCAAAAAUUGUCUGUGAAUCCAGAUGACUCACUAGUUGGAUAAGCAAAACUGGUAUUAUAGCUGUUUAAUAAAUAAGUGUAAAAGUAAAUGUUGAAGUAAAACAUA
Molecule: messenger RNA, 1170 nt
Organism: Limulus polyphemus (Atlantic horseshoe crab)
Lineage: Eukaryota; Metazoa; Arthropoda; Merostomata; Xiphosura; Limulidae
Product: protein FRA10AC1-like
Exons: 9
Coding region: 1-927 (308 amino acids)
Biological process (GO): dephosphorylation
Molecular function (GO): phosphatase activity
Source: RefSeq, a predicted model, not a curated record